Molecule: messenger RNA, 358 nt
Organism: Amblyraja radiata (thorny skate)
Lineage: Eukaryota; Metazoa; Chordata; Chondrichthyes; Rajiformes; Rajidae
Product: zinc finger protein 239-like
Exons: 1
Coding region: 38-358 (106 amino acids)
Biological process (GO): regulation of transcription by RNA polymerase II
Molecular function (GO): RNA polymerase II cis-regulatory region sequence-specific DNA binding; DNA-binding transcription factor activity, RNA polymerase II-specific
Source: RefSeq, a predicted model, not a curated record
GCUUUGUCCAGUUGUCGGGGCUACGGCAGCACCAUCGAUGCACAGCAGUGAGCGGCCCUUCACCUGCCCCGACUGCAGCAAAGGCUUCAAGUCGUCGCCAGAGCUGAAGAUGCACAGGCUCGUGCACACCGGUGAGCGCCCCUACACCUGCAGCGACUGCGGCAAGAGCUUCACCCGCUCCGGCAACCUGCAGGUUCACCGGCGCAUCCACACCGGUGAAUGCCCCUACACCUGCGCCCAGUGCGGCAAGGGCUUCAUCCACUCCAGCACCCAGCUGGUGCACCAGCGCACCCACACCGGUGAGCACUCCUACACCUGUAGCCACUGCGGCAAGGGCUUCAUUUACACAGCAGCCUGA